AGUGGAACGCGGAAGGUCAUUAUUUCCAGAAGGACGCGGUGUAGGUACGUAUGCGUGUGUGCGCACGAUCUUUAUAAUCACAAAUAAAGCGCGCGUAUUCCGCGCGUUAAUGCAUCGCUCGACGAUUGACGGCAGGUGACAUUACGACGGAUUCAUUCGCGAGGCACGAGAUGCGGUCGACCUGACCCUUGUCGCCUCGUGAUUCACGACACAAUAGAUCGCCUGUUUUAGGUUAGAAAACAUUAGCGCACGCGAUAUCGUGGCAAUAUCAUACUUCCUCCGAAAAUAUCCUUCCACAUCAUGGACUUAUCCGAGGACCAGUUGUCGGAAGACGUGAACAAUCGUACGUUGCCGCAAUUCUCCGAAAUACGCCUGCCGUUGAACGCUUCUCUCAGGAAUGGAAACGUGCAGUUACCGAAUGAUGAGAAUGUGCAGUUUCAAAGCUCUGCCAUGAAGAGCUCGCGAAAUUUGACACUGAAACAGAUACCGGAUAUAACUUCAUUGCUAGACUCGUGUGAUUUAUCCCUCAUCGCGCGUAUUUACGAGGAACCAAUCAUGAAGCAGAUGAUCAAUCCGAUUUUUAGUUCAAAUAAUACACUCAAUACACAAUCAAAUAUUAUGCCGAAUAAUAUUUCGGAUAUUAUUGGUUCCAUGUAUUCAUCUUCCAUAUUGCAAGAAAAUGCUGUAAAGCAAGAGCUAGAUGUUCAGCCUAGAAAGGAGAUAAACUUGAAUAAGGACUCUCAGAUUCAAUUGAAUCAACAGCAAACCAUGCUGACCGAGUACUUUCAGAAAAUACAAGCUACGUCUUUGCAACAGUUAAUUAAACUGCAGACAGAACAAGUAAAGAAACAGGGAAAAAUACAGCAAGCAAUGCAGGAGCAAAAAACACAAGAGCAAACACAGAAUAGUAUUUUAAAUAUACCAAGCGUUCGGAGUCUUCAUCAAAGUAAUAGCAACUUCAUAAACUCAGAUCAGAUGAUAGUGGCCAUUAAUCCGAAUGAUCUACAAAAUGAGCAAGGAGAGAAUGAAAACAAUUUGCAACCUGUACCUAAAGUAGAGCGACUAGUUAAAACCAGUUUAUCGAAAAUUGAUAAGAAAUUGAAAUUUCGAGCGAAAAUCAGUGGGAUUAAAGUGAGUGUUGGCUACGAUGGAACGACUCUUUAUUCCUGUUCAGAGUGCAAUUCAAGAUAUUCAGACAAGUUGAACAUCGAACGACAUAUACAGGCUCAUUUACGGGAACGCAAAUAUGAAUGCAAAGAAUGUGGUGCCAUGUUGAAAAGAAAAGAGCAUCUAGAUCAGCACAUGCGCGGUCAUUCAAACGAGCGACCCUAUAAAUGCAUAAUAUGCCUCAAGGCAUUCAAGAGAAACGAACAUUUAACGAGACAUGGUGUUAUUCAUACCGGCAACAAGGAUUUUACUUGUCCCGAGUGUUCGAAAGCAUUCUCACGCAAGGACCAUUUAAAUAAGCACAUACAAACGCAUUUAGGCAUUCGAAAGAAUAAAACAAAGGAUGGUUCUUAUUAUAUCAAUCAAAAAGAUACGAUGACGUUAUUUGAUAACAGGAUUAAUCCUACAAUGAUGCUAAAACAAGAAACAAAGGAUAUAAAGGAUCCUUGCUUACUGAAACAUGAAUCCAAUUUUCUGCAGCAUCUUCAGAAGAAUCCAACCCUGUUGCAUACAUUCUCUUCCCUUAAAGAGCAAAUAUCAAGAAGUGUAAAUGUGCCUCAACAAGCACAGAGCGACAAUACAAACGGAAAUGCAAGGUAUUUAACGCCAUCUUAGUUGUAAAUGAAAUAUAACGCAUAUCCCAAAGCAAUAGAUGGUGAAUAAUAAAAAUAGUUUACAUGCGCUGUCGAUAUCAAUAGAAGAUAAGAGCCGUUGCAAGUAACUAAUUUCAAUUUUCGAAUUCAUAUUUUGAUACUAUAAACGAUUAUAAUAAUUCUGAGACUUAUAGUUUAACAGUAAAACAAA
This is a messenger RNA of Camponotus floridanus (Florida carpenter ant), 1971 nucleotides long. Its product is annotated as zinc finger protein 37. The record is from RefSeq and is a predicted model, not a curated record. The transcript has 4 exons. Lineage: Eukaryota; Metazoa; Arthropoda; Insecta; Hymenoptera; Formicidae. Bases 301 to 1782 code for a protein of 493 amino acids.